Osmerus eperlanus (European smelt) is the source of this 3629-nucleotide messenger RNA. RefSeq names its product kinesin family member 6 (gene kif6). The record is from RefSeq and is a predicted model, not a curated record. NCBI's taxonomy places the organism in Eukaryota, Metazoa, Chordata, Actinopteri, Osmeriformes, Osmeridae. Gene Ontology annotation, cellular component: kinesin complex; microtubule. Gene Ontology annotation, biological process: microtubule-based movement. Gene Ontology annotation, molecular function: ATP hydrolysis activity; ATP binding; microtubule binding. The transcript has 21 exons. Bases 114 to 2429 code for a protein of 771 amino acids.
ACAACUGCUUGCAAGUUGCAUACAAAAGUGGGUAGGGAGGGAGUGAGACAUGUAAAGUUAGCGUGAGUCUAAAAGAUAAUACUUCUGUCUUAAAGUUCGUACAUUAGAAGAAAAUGAUCAAAAACACAAUUAAGAUAUAUGCCCGCGUCAAACCCUCAAAGAAAAUAUCCUCGGUGUACACUGUGGACAAUGAUGAGCAGACAGGCUGUAAUUUGGAAUUUGUGGUGCCUAAGGACUUGGCUUCUGGCUUCAUUAACAACAACAAGGAGAGUUACAAGUUCAGGUUCCAAAAGGUGUUUGAUUAUACAGUCAAUCAAGAGGAGAUUUUUCAAACUAUUGCUAAGCCUGUUGCAGACAGAGUAUUGGCGGGAUACAAUGGUACCAUCUUUGCUUAUGGCCAGACUGGUAGUGGUAAGACUUUCACCAUCACAGGAGGUGCAGAGCACUACAACGACCGGGGCAUCAUUCCCCGGACACUGUCUUACAUCUAUCAGCAAUUCAGCCAGAAUAAAAAUAAUAACAUGGUGUACACCACACAUAUAUCUUACCUGGAGAUCUACAAUGAAGUGGGUUAUGACCUGUUGGACCCCCGACAUGAAGCCUCACAUCUAGAGGACCUACCAAAGGUGACCAUCAUGGAGGAUCCUGAUCAGAACAUUCAUCUAAGGAACUUGUCCCUCCAACACUCAGGGAACGAAGAAGAGGCUCUUAAUCUGCUUUUCCUGGGGGAUACUAAUCGCAUGAUUGCAGAAACACCUAUGAACCAGGCAUCCACACGCUCCCAUUGUAUCUUUACUGUGCACAUUUGUGGGCGUGAGCCAGGAACUGCCCUUGUGCGGCGUUCCAAACUGCACCUGGUGGACCUGGCAGGGUCAGAGAGAGUAGGCAAGACUGGAGUGGGUGGACAACAACUUACUGAAGCCAAGUACAUCAACCUCUCUUUGCACUACCUAGAACAGGUGAUUAUUGCUCUGUCAGAGAAGAACCGCUCUCACAUCCCCUACAGAAACUCCAUGAUGACGUCUGUACUGAGAGACAGCCUAGGGGGAAACUGCAUGACCACAAUGAUAGCCACUGUUUCUGUGGAAAAAAAGAAUGUUGAGGAAUCCAUCUCAACAUGUCGCUUUGCUCAGCGUGUAGCUCUUAUCAAGAAUGAAGCUGUGCUGAAUGAAGAGCUGGACCCUGCCCUGCUGAUUGGACGUUUGAAGAGGGAGAUUCAAUCCUUGAAAGAAGAAAUCAUCCUGCUGACAGGGGAGCAGAGGGAGGAUCAGUUAACACCAGAUGAGAUCCAAACGUUGGAGGAGCUGGUCAAAGCGUUUCUAGAUGACCCUGAUCCAGAAGUCUCAUUGGGAUUGGGGCCAGAUAUGAGAAAAAUUAAUUUCUGCUUUUCUUUGUUGAAGGUAAUGGUACAAGAGAGGCUGUCUGGUCAAAGUGGGAGUGGAGAUCAUUCCUCUUCUGGAUGUAUUGGAAUGUCAGAGCCACAGGAUAGUCACCAUUUAAUGGAACUUACCAAGCUGAAGGAGGCUUUAACACAUCGUGAUAAUGAAAUUAGUAUCCUUGUGAACAUGCUGAAAAGGGAGAAAAAGAGAAAUCAAGAUGCUGCUGCUCAACUGGCCACAAUGUCCAAUAGCUGCAACCUACCUUCUCAGAGAGUAUUGGAGUUGUCUAUAUCAUCACAGGCAAGUUCAGAGGACAUCUUGACCGAACAUGAAGCAUUGACUACUCUACACAAGAGAAGAGGUCCAGUGCUGUCUAUUGGCGCACAGGAGGCCUUUGAGAUCUUCAAGAGGGACAACGAAGAUCGUAUAACUAUUGAGAAAAACAAAGCUCUUCUUAAACAGAGGUUUACAGAGGCCAAAGUGAAUGGGGAGCAGUUGAACGGAUCCAGAACCAAAGUCAGUGACUUGAAAAAGCAAUUGGAGAGGCACAGGAUGCAGAGAGCAGCACAUGGUUUAACAGCGAGUCAAACCUUAAUUACAUCAGAGGUUGAGGAGGUUGAGGAGGUUGAUCAAAUGGAAGAAAGUCUCUGCAAACAGAUUGAAAAAGAGAAAAAAAUUUACAAAGACACCUUUGGCCGCCUGAAAGCUCUGAAGACAGAGAUUGAACAUCUGCAGCUGUUGUUGGAGAGAGGGAAGGUCAAACUCCAGAGGGACUUCCAAGAGUGGUGGAGCCAGGAAACGUACAAACUAGAGACUUCAGAGCUCCAGUCUUCAGGGUCAAAUAUUUCUCCCAAUGGUCAAACCUCAAUAUGGACCUCUCAGACAUUAGAGCCCAUCUCUCCUGACACUACACUGACCAGAGUCUUGUCCACUUCUGAACUUCCACUCUCCUCCCUUCCCCUGACUGGGGACCAGCAGACAGAUGCAGAUAUCCAGGCUUUCAUCAGAGCCAGGCAACAUCUGCUCAACAGGACCGGUACUGUGCAAUGACAGAAUUAAUCACUCACUCGGGGCUUCCUCAAUAAUGACCUGUGAAAAUGACUUUCAAUGGUUUCCAAGUUCUUUUUGGCUCAUGGUAAACUAUCAGCACUUUUUAAGAAAUGUUUUUUAAGAAAAUGAUGUGUCUAGAAAGGUGCAUUUUGUUAAUCCUAAUUAAUUUGGAUGGAUAUGGUCUGACAGUCGCCAGCAUUCUGUCUCUCUUUCCCUCACACACACAUACAUACACAUACAUACACACAAACAUGUGAAAAAACAACUGCCAAAUGAAGAAUGAAUCACAGCCCAUGCUUCAUUGAUUUGAAUUAACAUCAACAUGAAUGAAUGCAUCCAACGUUUGUAGAACAUAGAUGUGUUUCAAGUAGGUAAUAAAUCAUGAUGAAAUGUUUAUACAUGUUUUAAUAUAGGUGGAUAUUGUCAAGUUAAACUUUUUCUAAUGGAAUCAGUAUUUACUUUUUAUGAAUUGUAAAACGGACAUUUACAAAAAAAUGUAUCUUUCAGAAUUAUUUUUUAAUUGAUGUAACUUAUCUCAAGGAGAUGAGGAGAUUUUGUCAAAACAGCAUUUGCAACAGACUUGAGCCCCAGUAGAUGGCUAUACUGAUGACGACUGACACUUGGAGGCAUUCAUUUAGUUUAGACUUGAGUUUUUAUAUUUUGUUGCUUUAGCAUUUUUGUCAUAAGGCUUUUAUCAAACAUCUAAACCCAUUGUGAGCGUCUAAAAAAUCAAUUUAUAUUGUUCUUCGGUGGACAACCUAGACUUAUCUUUAAAAUAAGAUGAAUAACUCACUUGAAAUACCUAACUACUGCACACAUCCACCUUAACAAUCCGUCAAACAGAUUCUGUUGAUGGGGAAGGAGAAUUACUUUUUUGCAUGACUGAAGGACAAUUUGUUUGACAGUCCACACUGAAGUAAAGAUAUUUGCAUACAUGGUCAAAUUUGUCUUGUAGAAAGAAAACAUCUUUGUCCUGGUCACAAUGUAUAUCUUACUAACAUGUCAUGUUUUCAAUUGCUUUUUUUAUUAAUGAUUGAGCUAUCUGAAUUUUGAUCUUUGUAGGGUAAUUUGGCUUUCCUAUGCUAAAACCUUUUCUCAUUGCUUGAAGGAGAACUUGGUAAACUUGUUUUAAAAGUAUUUAAAUGUAAUGUUCUGUACUUCAUCUAUUAUUCUACUAUUAAACAGCAAUUCAGACCUUUA